AUGCAAAACUCAGCUCACUUACAACAGUUCCAAAAUCUCGUCAGAAGUAAUGAGCCACCGUCAGAUAAUGUGCUCAUACAACUGCAGAGUAUACUUGCCGGGCCAGAAAAACAACUAGUCGAGAUAGACGCCCAAAUUGAUCGCCUGCAAGAUACUAUCUAUGAGCUCCAAAAAACCCGUGCGAAUAUCGAAAAACCUAUCAGUGAAUAUAGAUGCAUAGUUUCCCUCAUUCGACGGAUUCCAUCCGACAUUCUCUCUAAGAUAUUCAGACAUUGCCUACCUACCCAUCGAAACCCAACCAUUUCUGCAUCCGAGGCACCAAUGCUUCUCACACGAGUUUGUAGUCGGUGGAGGAACGUUACGCUGUCCUCGCCCCGCCUAUGGUCGCAUUUACAUAUCACGUUCCAUCACGAAGUUCCCAUUAAGACCGUCUACGAUCGGACACCUCUAGAAACUGUAUCAGCGCUUCUACGAAAGAGGUGCGAUGCGAUCAAGGAAUGGAUGGUGCGAUCGGGUGAUUGCCCUUUACAUCUCUCAAUCUACUACAACGGAAUGAGCAUCACAUUUGAUAAUCCCCCUCUAUCCCAAUCAGCCCUGCUUCUCCUCAAAAUCAUUCUAUCUUUCUCAAGUCGAUGGAAAACACUGGAGCUGAAUGUCCCUAUCCAAGUAUUCGUUGAACUAGACGCCAUGGUGUCAACGAUGACUAUCCCUAACCUCACACAAGUGAGGAUAAUUAUCCAAGACUGGUACCAAAACGACAUUUUUCUUAGGCAGCCUUGUCCGACACUGGAGAUUUUGAAAAUAUCUUCCCUCAAACAUAUCUCCCUUUGCAACUAUCAUAUGGAUGAAAUACAUCUCUUUCAGCUGAUGCGUCUGACAUCGCGCAAUGUUACCCAUUUCUCGUUCCACUCUUUGGUCGAUUUGGCUGAUAUAUUCAGAAUUCUGGAGUCCUGUCCGCAGCUCGUUCACGCUAUGUUUUCCAUAAUAACAAUUUCAGACUACAACACUGUUAGUCAACGCAUCAUCCAGUUGCCCUUUCUCGAGUCGCUUUGGAUCGUGGAUAAUUCACUAGACACGUUGGUUUCUGAUGCACUCUAUAAACACAUUGCAGCACCUGCUCUACGAUGGAUUCAACACAAAGGACCCACGGACAUCGAAUUUCUUUUUUCCAAUAACAGAUUCUCUAGACAGAAUAGACCGCAUUCUAUCUCUUCUCUUGUCGAAACCUCUUUGGGAAUUAGGGUACUCGAACUUGAUCGAUUUGUCAUGGCUCCAGACACGCUACGCACCCUCCUAGAGGUCCCUUCGACAACAUUUUUUUUAAACACUCUGUGCCUGAUCUCACCCAAUCCGACUGAAAUCAAAGUUUCUGCCUUGGGAGAAAUAAUAGACCCAUUUGAUCUUAACGAUCUGAUAGUUCAAGAAGCUUCAGAUGGUAGGGGAAAAUACGUCCUCCUUCCUCGCCUAGAAAUCUUCGAAUUGAAUGCAACAUUGGCCUCUGACGAUACCGUCUUCAAAUUUGUCAGCGGUCGAAUGGAUGUGAGGUCACCUAUCUAUACGCUCAAGAAAGUGGUGAUUUUGUUCAACCGAAGGAUGCCCAAAGACGGUCGCGAUAUCCGGCAAGAGAUCCUUGACCGCGCAAACGCGGCAGGAAUUCAACUCGAUUUAACCAUUCAAUAUCUUGAUUCCGACAAAUCGAGUAGUAACUUAGUGGAUCCACUUUCACCAUCGCUCAUCCGGACUGACAGUUCUGGGGAAGACGUAUAUAGUGAUGGAGUUUCCUGGCCGUUCGAUGAAAGAGGUCAAGAAGACUACUUAUCCGACGAUGAUGGGUAA
This is a messenger RNA of Psilocybe cubensis, 1836 nucleotides long. RefSeq lists its product as uncharacterized. NCBI's taxonomy places the organism in Eukaryota, Fungi, Basidiomycota, Agaricomycetes, Agaricales, Agrocybaceae. The record is from RefSeq and is a predicted model, not a curated record. Bases 1 to 1836 code for a protein of 611 amino acids. The transcript has a single exon.